CUGAGGAGCAUGGGACUUAAUUUACCUCAUUUAGCAAUGGCUAAAUGGCUACUACUUUUCUUUGUCUUGGUUUUUGGUGCAAACGGAAAAAGAUCCCCAUUGUAUGGUGGAACCGAUGGGGAAAAUUUCAGUGACGGUCAGUCUCAGGGUAUUGUGAGAGUCAAGAUCUGGUCUGGGUAUAUUGUGGAUGGGAUACAGGUUCAAUCAGAUCAAGGGGGAGAACAUGUUUGGUCUGAUCCUCAUGGCACUUCAAAGGGGGAAGCCAAAGAGGUGGUUUUAGCUUAUCCGGAUGAAUACAUCUACAAGAUUUCAGGGCGCACUGGACCAAAUCCAUGGACUUCUAAUGGCUUGAGUAGGCUUUACUUGCACGUCAACAAUAGAAGGACCAAUGCCCAAACUACCUUUGGCCCAUUUGGUACCCACGACUACUCCAAUCAGACUACAUUUGAUUCCCCAGAAGGGACAGUGGUUGGAUUUUUUGGUUAUGCCUCUUCAACAACAUACUUCCGAGGAAUUGGCGUCUAUUUCCAAGAUCCUUGUGACUGUCCAACACCAUCACCACCGCCUUCUCCACCUCCACAACCGCUGCCAUCACCCCGAAGACCUUGCAAAGGCUAUCAAUGGAGCACAACUGGAAGUAGUUGUUGUUGCGUGGAACGCGAAUCUAAGAAGCACACAUGCUGUCAAUCAUCAACUCGAGAGUGCCCGCCCUUGAGAUAUGGCGAAGCUCUUCCACCAGCAUCCCCACAAAUCAAGACUGAGACAGUCCCUUUUCUAAGGUUGCUGAAGCCGUUGCUAGUAGCUCAAGCAUUUUUUGCAUCAGUAUCGAUGGAUUUCAUCUCAGGCUUGCCUAAGGUGGCUGCUUUGGAUGCUGUCAUGGUGGUAGUAGACUGCUUGACAAAGAUUAGCCACUUUAUUUCUUUGGCAACCACAGCAGAUGCAAAGGUGGUUGAGCUAUUCUAA
This is a messenger RNA of Selaginella moellendorffii, 963 nucleotides long. RefSeq lists its product as uncharacterized. NCBI's taxonomy places the organism in Eukaryota, Viridiplantae, Streptophyta, Lycopodiopsida, Selaginellales, Selaginellaceae. The transcript is spliced from 4 exons. Bases 10 to 963 code for a protein of 317 amino acids. The record is from RefSeq and is a predicted model, not a curated record. Gene Ontology annotation, molecular function: carbohydrate binding.